GAGGAGUUUUUGGGCAGGAGGUAGCUAGCUGUUAACUAAAGUUCAGAAGGAGUUGAUGGUUCAGGGUGAGGUGACAAUUCUCAAACAGCACCGACAGACAUGAGCACCAAAAAAGAAGUCAGUUUUGAUCCAAAAGAGCACCAGCAUCUGCGUUAUAACCCUCUGCGGGACACAUGGGUCCUGGUGUCCGCUCACCGCAUGAAGAGACCCUGGGCAGGUCAGGUAGAAAAACCUCCUGAGGAACACAUACCCAGACAUGACUCCCGCAACCCACUCUGUCCCGGGAACACACGUGCAAAUGGAGAGGUAAAUCCAGACUAUGAAAGCACUUUUCUUUUUGAAAAUGACUUCCCUGCUCUUCAACCAGAUGCUCCAGAUCCUGGUUCAGAUCAACAUCCACUGUUCCAGUCUAAAGCUGCCAGGGGCGUCUGUAAGGUCAUGUGUUUCCAUCCCUGGUCUGACGUCACUCUCCCUCUCAUGAACAAGCAAGAGGUUGUCAAGGUGAUUAACAAGUGGGCGGAGCUCGUUGAGGAACUAGGCAUCACAUACCCCUGGGUUCAGAUCUUUGAGAAUAAAGGAGCUAUGAUGGGCUGUUCAAAUCCUCACCCUCACUGUCAGGUGUGGGCCAGCAACUUCCUGCCUAAUGAGCCGGCUCUGUCGGACCGCUGUCAGAGAGCCUACUAUCAGAAACAUGGAGAACCGCUGCUGCUGCAAUACGCCAAACAGGAGGCUGAGAAAAAGGAGCGUGUGGUGGUGGAGAGUUCUGAUUGGCUGGUGGUGGUUCCAUAUUGGGCAACGUGGCCCUACCAGACGCUGUUGUUACCACGGCAACAUGUCCUCAGGAUCAAUGACCUGACAACAGAGGAGAGGGAGGGUCUCGCUGACAUUAUGAAGCGACUGCUGACCAAGUAUGACAAUCUGUUUGACAUCUCUUUCCCCUACUCCAUGGGCUGGCACGGAGCCCCGACUGGCCCCAAUUUAAAGGAAGACAACUCUCAUUGGCAGCUGCAUGCUCACUACUACCCUCCUCUGCUGCGUUCAGCUACAGUCAAGAAGUUUAUGGUGGGGUAUGAGAUGCUUGCCCAGGAGCAAAGGGACCUCACCCCUGAACAGGCUGCUGAGAAGCUAAGGAAUUUACCAGAAGAGCACUAUAAAACCAGAGAGAAUCUGGAAAAAGGAGGAGGAAAAGAGAAAGAAGAUGGAGGAAAGUAAAAUCCAUGAUUGUUAGGAGGGGGAAAAACACCUUUAUUUCAACCACAGUAUACUUUUUGGAAAUAUACGCUUGAUUUAUUGGAUGUACUGUAAAAAAUAUAAUUACUUCUCUGAAGUGGUGCAACAUGUUAAAGUGCCUUUGUAAACCCCAGGUUUUAAGAUAUUCUUACUUGCACAAUAGAGAGUAUAUAUUUUCAAUACAUUGCUGUGUACACAAAGCUGGUGCUGUCCUAACUAUAAUUAUAAGAAAUAGACUUCAAACAACAUGUGCUUUGGAACUCCUCGUCCAUGUUUUCGGAAGAUAAUGAGAGAACAAUAUUCUUUUUCUCCCUGCUGUCUCUUCUGUUGAAAUUAAACAAACUUUGUUUGUUGUUUUAUGUUUUAACCCUUUCAAAAACAAAGCUUGUUUCUUCCAACAACACAAUGAGUUUUUUGUAAAUCAAAUGAAUGCCUUUGUUUGUUCUGAAUGUUUUGACAUUCAUGAAGUAGUUAUAAAAGUGUAAUGCUUAAUUUCAUAUAGAAACUAAUUAUUUAACAGAUGUCUUAAUUACACUUCUUACACGGCUUUGUUGAAUUCUCGAUUCUGAUUCGAUUACGUCAUUCAACAGUCUGUUACUUCCUUAUAUCAGACCGCUCCUAUAAAUAAUGGACCGUUGUUGUGGACGCUGUUCUGAUCUCAGAGAUUUUAAACGAAAUCAAUACAAUCAUUUUUAAAUCAAUAAAAUAAUUUAAAUCAA
Cottoperca gobio is the source of this 1949-nucleotide messenger RNA. RefSeq names its product galactose-1-phosphate uridylyltransferase-like. Gene Ontology annotation, molecular function: zinc ion binding; UDP-glucose:hexose-1-phosphate uridylyltransferase activity. The record is from RefSeq and is a predicted model, not a curated record. The transcript has 11 exons. NCBI's taxonomy places the organism in Eukaryota, Metazoa, Chordata, Actinopteri, Perciformes, Bovichtidae. Gene Ontology annotation, biological process: beta-D-galactose catabolic process via UDP-galactose, Leloir pathway. Gene Ontology annotation, cellular component: cytoplasm. Bases 100 to 1212 code for a protein of 370 amino acids.